Messenger RNA from Pleurotus ostreatus (oyster mushroom), 2061 nucleotides. Its product is annotated as Acetolactate synthase, mitochondrial. Gene Ontology annotation, molecular function: flavin adenine dinucleotide binding; magnesium ion binding; thiamine pyrophosphate binding. The record is from RefSeq and is a predicted model, not a curated record. NCBI's taxonomy places the organism in Eukaryota, Fungi, Basidiomycota, Agaricomycetes, Agaricales, Pleurotaceae. The transcript is spliced from 5 exons. Bases 1 to 2061 code for a protein of 686 amino acids. Gene Ontology annotation, cellular component: mitochondrion; acetolactate synthase complex. Gene Ontology annotation, biological process: L-valine biosynthetic process.
AUGUCCUUCGCAACCACAAAAAUGCGUUCGCCAGCGACGCAGGCACCUGUCGCGUUUGUGCGAUCCAGGUCUACUGUUGCUCCUGCUGGCAGCUCGAUGAUUGAGGCCAAGUCGAGGGUCAGGGAGCACGCCCGAAACAUCAGUCGUUCAACGGUGAACAAGGCUGCCCCUGCUCCAGUAGUUCGGCCAGCACCAGCACCAGGGUUCCAGCAAGUGCCUACGAGGAACAACCUAAAUCUCCCCAUGACAGGCCCAGGACCGGUGCCCGCCGUACCGCUAGACCACACAUUUGUGGGGCUCUCUGGUGGUCAGAUCUUCCAUGAGAUGAUGCUUCGACACGACGUCAAGCAUAUAUUCGGAUAUCCUGGGGGAGCAAUUCUCCCGGUAUUCGAUGCCAUCUACAACUCUCCUUACUUCAACUUCAUUCUUCCGAGACACGAACAGGGGGCAGGACACAUGGCCGAGGGGUAUGCUCGCGUCUCUGGCAAGCCCGGAGUAAUCCUUGUUACCUCCGGCCCGGGUGCGACCAAUGUGGUUACGCCGAUGCAAGACGCGCUCAGCGACGGUGUACCACUAGUCGUCUUCACAGGCCAGGUCGCUACAUCGGCAAUCGGCUCGGACGCGUUCCAAGAAGCAGACAUCGUCGGCAUUUCGCGGAGCUGCACGAAAUGGAAUGUAAUGGUGAAGGACAUAUCAGAACUACCCCGAAGAAUCAACGAAGCUUUCAAAAUUGCCACCUCAGGCAGACCAGGCCCCGUUUUGGUCGAUCUCCCAAAGGAUGUUACCGCAAGCAUUCUCCGCACACCACUGCCCUACAAGGCCACCACGCCAGGCUCAAAUCUCAGCCUCCCUCAGAAUCCGCUACAGAUGAUCGAGCCACCAACGGACGUGAAUCUGAUCCGACAAGCCGCUGAACUGAUCAACCAAGCGCAGCGGCCCAUCAUUUAUGCCGGAAAUGGUAUCCUUUCGUCGCCCAUGGGGCCCAAGCUCCUCGCCCAACUGGUCGAGAACGGCAAUAUCCCUGUAACCACCACCCUCCAAGGCCUGGGUUGCUUCGACGAGACCGACGAGCGGAGUCUACAUAUGCUGGGUAUGCACGGAAGUGCCUACGCCAAUAUAGCUAUGCAACAGGCGGACGUCAUCAUUGCUCUUGGUGGCCGGUUCGACGAUCGUGUGACUGGCAAAGUCGACACAUUCGCCCCCGCUGCCCGUGCAGCCGCCCUCCAAGGCCGCGGCGGAAUCAUACACUUCGAGAUCCAACCCAAGAACAUCAACAAGGUCGUUGACGCUUCUAUCCCUAUCCUCGGUGAUGUCGUUACCAACCUCGCGUCCCUCGUACCCCUCAUCAAGCACUCGCCGCGGUCUGAAUGGUUCGACGAUAUCAAGACAUGGAAAAAGAAGUACCCAUUCACCUACAUCCCGAGCAAUGCUGCCGCCGGGGAUCCAAUGAAGCCGCAAGAAAUCGUCGAAGAGUUGGACAGACAGGUAGCUGAUCAGAAGGAGAACGUUAUUAUUACGACUGGUGUUGGGCAGCAUCAGAUGUGGGCGGCCCAGCAUUUCAGGUGGAGAUACCCGCAAUCGUUGGUUACUUCAGGUGGUCUUGGUACUAUGGGCUUUGGUCUACCCUCAGCUAUUGGAGCCAAGGUUGCUGCGCCCAAUAAAAUGGUAAUAGACAUCGACGGUGAUGCCUCAUUUAGCAUGACCGCAAUGGAACUCGCUACUGCCUCGCAAUUCAACAUUGGUGUCAAGGUUCUCGUCUUCAAUAACGAAUUCCAGGGUAUGGUGCUCCAAUGGCAAGAUCUAUUCUACGACUCUCGUUACUCACACACACGCAUGACGAACCCGAACUUCAUCCUCCUGGCGCAGGCUAUGGGCGUGCACGCCAUCCGGUGUACAACUGUCGAUGAGCUCCCUGCUAAGAUGAAAGAGUUCCUGGAGUACGAUGGCUCAAAACCGGUGCUCAUGGAGUGUUUGGUGGAAAAGAAUGAACAUGUGUUCCCGAUGGUUCCGGCAGGCAAAGCUCUGCACGAGCAGAUCCUCCAUCCAUCCUUGAGAAAAUAG